AUGGGAGUGAAUGACUUGUGGCAGAUUCUGGAGCCUGUUAAACAACACGUCCACUUGCACAGUCUUGGUGGGAAAACCAUUGCGGUUGAUCUGAGUCUCUGGGUAUGUGAAGCACAGACAGUCAAAAAAAUGAUUGGGACAGUCAUGAAGCCCCACCUCAGGAACCUAUUUUUUCGUAUCUCAUAUUUAACGCUAAUGGACGUAAAACUGGUGUUCGUUAUGGAAGGGGAACCGCCAAAGCUGAAAGCUGAUGUCAUAAGUAAGAGGAAUCAGAUUCGGUAUGGAGGUUCGGGAAAAACAUGGUCUCAGAAAACAGGGAGAUCACAUUUUAAAUCAGUCUUAAAGGAGUGUCUUGAUAUGCUGGAAUGCUUAGGAAUUCCCUGGGUCCAAGCUGCUGGGGAAGCUGAAGCCAUGUGUGCUUACCUCAAUGCCAGUGGUUAUGUAGAUGGCUGCCUCACCAAUGAUGGAGAUGCUUUCCUUUAUGGGGCCCAAACUGUUUAUAGAAAUUUCACUUUGAAUACCAAGGACCCACAUGUUGACUGUUAUACAAUGUCAUCCAUCAAGAGUAAACUAGGUUUGGAUAGAAAUGCUCUGGUUGGGCUAGCAAUACUACUUGGCUGUGAUUAUCUUCCAAAGGGAGUCCCUGGAGUUGGAAAAGAGCAAGCAUUAAAACUUAUAAAGAUUUUGAAAGGGCAAAGUUUACUUCAGAGGUUUAAUCAGUGGAAUGAAAAAUUUUGUUACUCUAUUUCACAACCAGCAGUCGUUAGCAAACUGGCUCAUUGCUCUGUAUGUUCCCAUCCAGGUUCACCUAAAGGUCAUGAACGUAAUGGAUGCAAAUUAUGUAAAACUGAUCGAUAUUGUGAGCCACAUGAUUAUGAAUACUGUUGUCCUUGUGAGUGGCACCGAACAGAACAUGAGAGACAGCUAAAUGCAGUAGAAAACAGUAUUAAGAAAAAAGCUUGCAGUUGUGAGGGAUUCCCAUUCCACGAGGUUAUUCAAGAAUUCCUUUUGAACAAGGAUAAAUUGGUGACGGCAAUCAGGUACCAAAGACCUGAUUUAUUAUUGUUUCAGAGAUUUACUCUUGAAAAAAUGGAGUGGCCCAGUCACUAUGCAUGUGAGAAAUUGUUGAUACUGUUGACGCACUAUGACAUGAUAGAAAGAAAGCUCGGUAGAAGGAACUCUAAUCAACUACAGCCACUUCGAAUUGUUAAAAACCGAAUCAGAAAUGGAGUUCAUUGCUUUGAAAUAGAAUGGGAAAAGCCUGAACAUUACUCUAUAGAAGAUAAACCUGGAGAAUUGGUUUUACAAACAAUAGAAGAAGAAUCAUUGUUUGAAGCAGCUUAUCCUGAGAUUGUUGCUGUUUACCAAAAACAAAAGUCAGAAAUUAAAGGCAAGAAACAAAAAAGCAUGAAAACUAAGUCUAAAGAAAACAAUUUGCCAGAAUCAGAUGAUAUGAUGACUUUUCAAUCACACAUGACUUUAAAACCCACAUGCGAAAUCUUUUCUAAGCAGAAUUCCAAGUUAAAUUUGGAAAUUUCCCCCGAUUCUACAUUACCCCAGGAAUCUAUUUCUGUGUCAUUGAAUACCUUGCUUUUACCUGAAGAUGCUCCCUGUUUGAAUACACAAGAACAGUUAAUAUCUUCUCCAAGACCUUUGGCUGUGCAGCAAAUUAAAGCUGUCAGUAAGUCUCUGAUUGCAGAGUCUAGUCAACCCAGUACCUCAUCCCAUAAUAUAUCUGCAAUUGCUGAUCUGCACUUGAGCACCAUUGACUGGGAAGGUACUUCUUUUAGUAAUUCUCCAGCUAUCCCAAGGAACACUUUUGCUCAUGAUGUAAAAUCGGAACUUGAAACAGCUAUCCCUGAUAGCUUUAAAAAUAUUACAGGGCAAUUGUCAUGUGAAUCAGAAUGGUGCACUACAAACAUUAAUAAACUGUUCGAUUGGAAUCUUCAAAAGACUGAUCCUGAAGAGCACCUACUUUCUGGCAUUACUGAUUUACAUCUUCAGGAUUUACCUUUAAAGGAACGAAUACGUAUAAAAUCAUCAUAUCCUCAGAAUAAUAUACAACCAGAUGAUGAUCUGAAAACAUUGUCCCUACUUACUGUACAAGAACACUGUAUUGCUGAUAGUAGUUCUGAAUGUCUAUCACAUCUUUCAAAGGAUCUUCUAGGAAUUCAUUUGCAAAAUGAAUCUAGAAACUGUAAAGUCCUAAAAGGAAACCAGCUGUUUCAAGAAAACUAUAAAGCAAAUACUUCUAUACCUUAUUCUGUCAAUAACCCAAUAGUAAAGACCUCCAAUGUUAGAAUUGGACCACCAAAUACUGCUUUAGAUUAUAGUAGAAAAGUUGAUGUGCAAACCACUCGGAAAACUGUAAUGAAGAAGAGUGUUUGCCUUGACACACAUUCCUCUGGUGAAGAAAUUAUCCCAGAGUCUGGGAAAGCUAAGUCCACAACUCAAAAAAUGAAACAGAGUUCUCAGAAACAUAGCCCAGCCCAGUUCAAAAAAAAUGAUGCCAACAAAUUAAGUAACCCUAAAGCACAUAUUAAAGAAACUGAACAGUGUGUCCAGCCUUAUAAAACAGCUGGAAAUGAAGAAACCUGUUUCCAAGAUGCAGCAAAAAGAUCUCUGAGUUUUCUACAGUGUCGUGAGGAAAAAGACGUCUCUGGUACCUGUUUGGAUAGCCCUCUUCCUUUAAGUCAGAGAUUAAAACUAAGGUUCCAAAACACCUGA
Messenger RNA from Balaenoptera ricei (Rice's whale), 2727 nucleotides. It is a transcript of the gene GEN1, whose product is annotated as GEN1 Holliday junction 5' flap endonuclease. Gene Ontology annotation, molecular function: 5'-flap endonuclease activity; four-way junction DNA binding. The record is from RefSeq and is a predicted model, not a curated record. The coding region runs from base 1 to 2727 and encodes 908 amino acids. The transcript has 13 exons. NCBI's taxonomy places the organism in Eukaryota, Metazoa, Chordata, Mammalia, Artiodactyla, Balaenopteridae.